Penicillium canariense is the source of this 978-nucleotide messenger RNA. RefSeq lists its product as uncharacterized. The transcript has 3 exons. Lineage: Eukaryota; Fungi; Ascomycota; Eurotiomycetes; Eurotiales; Aspergillaceae. The record is from RefSeq and is a predicted model, not a curated record. Bases 1 to 978 code for a protein of 325 amino acids.
AUGGAUUUCUCUCUUACUCUUGAAGAUGACACUUGGGACCGCUUCUACCACCCCGAUGCAGACGACGAGGACCCCCCAACAAUGGACGAAAUCCGAAUCGUGUGGGAAUUUGUUGAUCGCUACGGGACUCCUCAGGCCAUUGCAGUAAACGAGGCUGCUCGGAACUUUAUGUCCCUUUGUAAUGAUGACCGCCACGGUGGUAUUGUCGAUAGAGGCGAGCGCGUCGGGUGGUUAUUGUGGGAUGUUGGGAUUGAAAUGCCGCAGUACCAGCCUGCCAUUCUGAAGUUGGUAGAGGCCAUACGAGCGCUGCCAGGAAUAGACAGAACCGAAGAGCAAAUUCGCGUCUGGCGAUUCAAAGAAAGGCUGGAACGCUGGAGGGACAUGGAGGCAUUUGAUGAGAUUUGGUUCACGGCUUACCAACGUUACCGGGAACAGAAAUACACCGGGGACGCCUUUACUGAAGAAGCCUGUUCUGACUUCGUUAACGCCAAUGCAUUCAAUGCGCUUCAUCUUGUAGCCUAUCCCCCGGAUCCUCCAUGUUCUUCGCAUGAACUUGCCAGGGCAUUUUGGCUCAUCGGUUUCACGCUGGAGCAAGAUCCAUGGAAUCAUCUACCAUCAUGGUUACAGGAAACAAGCACUUCUGGACGAGUGAGUGACCGUACCUGGUACAUCACAUCUUUAAACGCUAAUGUGCAUGCGCUGGCGCCUUUUAUUCAAAUCGCCGGACAUAUUAUCUUCCGUUUUGUAAACAAGAAGGACCUCGCCUGGCUGGAAUCUGUGAAAUCAGAAUACCCCGACUCUGAUCUGUGGAAGGGAAGUACCAUGUUCACACUAGAUCGCUGGGAGUUUUGGAGAGAGCGACUGCGAUGGAUCAGUGAGCAAAAUGUUCUCAAAGAAAGGACGCGAGAUGAUGCUCGGAUGUUAGAGAAACUUAUGCAGAAUAUUCAGCAACAUAGUGAGGGAAGUGCCACAGCAUAG